Anarrhichthys ocellatus (wolf-eel) is the source of this 3175-nucleotide messenger RNA. RefSeq names its product coiled-coil domain-containing protein 180-like. The record is from RefSeq and is a predicted model, not a curated record. NCBI's taxonomy places the organism in Eukaryota, Metazoa, Chordata, Actinopteri, Perciformes, Anarhichadidae. The transcript is spliced from 26 exons. Bases 1 to 2142 code for a protein of 713 amino acids.
AUGAGGAGCAGCAGCUGGUCUCAGGUCAGCUGGUCUCAGGUCAGCUGGUCUCAGAUGAUCUUCACACUCACUUCCUCCUUCAUCUUCGUCUCCAUCAUGAACAGUCGUGGUCUGAUCGACUGGCUGAAGUUGAGCUCUAAGGAGCUCUCAGCUCUGCAGCUGUCCCAUGACGAGGUGAACGACGUCGCCGGCUCUCAGCUCCUCACUGUGAUUGGACAAAGCCAGAGUGAAGAAGAGGAGCGAUUAGCUGCUGUAGAUCGGUGCUGUGAGUCUAAGGCCCGUUGUGCUCUCGGUCUCACCAGGUGUGUGUUUGUUGUGAUGCGAGGAGCAGCAUUACUAUGGGAGACGCACAGCCACAGGUUAGAGAGGAGACGAGAAGAACUAGAACAACACCUGGACGACCUCAGACAGUCUCAGCAGAAACACACACAGAGCAUGAAAGUGCGUCUGGACCACCUGUUGUGUGGACUCCGUCAGGGGAGCAGUGAGGAGGCUCUGAAGACGUCUCUGGACGAAACCGUCCACUACCUGCAGGAUGUCAAACACAGCUGCACACAGUGUGUCUCUGAUCAGUCGGAGGUGUUGGAUCAUCUCCCAUUUCUCCUCCUGGAGGAGCUCCUCUCCUACAGCAGCAGCCUCACCUCCUUCUACCACCUGGACCACACCUACAGACCGAGUCCAGAAGAACUGGAGAACCUCCUCCCAUCAUCCACCAAACCGGAACACAGUGAGGAAGCUGAACUACAGAAACCAGACAAGAUGAUGCAGGAGGAGGAGUCAGGCCCUGCCCAGCCCUCUCCUGAUUGGUUGGCUGAGGCGGAUUCCUGUCUGCUGGAUCUCAGCGACAUCAGCAGUGAUGUCACGUUUACAUCAUCCAGGGGUGUAACCUAUAGUGGCCCUGCCUUCAGAUGCCCUGCCCCAGACCUGCAGCUAGAAACACACCUGAGCCUGUUUCCAGUGGAGCUGCUCACACACACACUGAGCAGGACGAGGAGUUUGUUCUUCGAUCAUUUUGAGAAACAUUUUCACGACGUCUUCAACUCAGCCGUUACCACGGUGACGGACAGGAAGGAGGCGGCAAAAUCAGACCAAGAACUACAACUGAAGGAGCUGAACUACAAAAACAUCCAGACACACGUAUACCAACAACGCCUGGCUGAGCUGCAGCUCCACAGACAGCAGGUGGACCUUCACUGUGAGGAGGUCUCUGAGGUGUUGACCUCCUGCCGGGUGGAUCUACAGGAUGUGCAGACCUCCAUCAGCAGGAGGAACCAGGAGUUCAGCGUCUGUCUGUCCAUUAUGGAGGACGUUUUGACAGCUAACAGCAGCCGACGGCUGAAGGCUCUGAGCUCCACCCUGCAGGACCGUCUGGAUCAGCAUAUCAAAGACACCCAGCACUGUCAGACCGCCUUCAGACAGACAGUCCACCACAGACUGGACCAGCUCAGAACCAGAACCACGAGGCUCCUCAACUCCUUCAGGUUGUUCAGUGAAGGAGGUGACGUUGCUCCCCCGGAGCUGAGGUUGUUCCAGAAGAGGCUGAAGGAGGAAACCAGACAGAUCAGUGUGACGGAAGAGUCCAUCUACUCUGAGCUGGAGGGGUCUGAGUCACAGAGUCUACAGCAGCUGAAGGAGGCGUUGGCUCCUCUAGAGGAGAAACUCUGCUUCCUGAAGUCUGAGGUGGACUUCAUGGAGAACAUCCUGGAGAUCAUGAGCAGCACACAAGUUCACAUCAAGGCUGAAACAAACAGCAGUAAACAGCAGCAGGUCGUCAUCAGCAGCAUGUUGGAGGAUCUGAGGAGGAUGAUGGAGAACACACAGGUGCCUCCUGAUCAGGUGUGUUCUCUCCUGUCAUCAGUCAAUGAAGAACUCAGGAAGUGCUGCCAGUACCUGGACUUUUCAUUGGGCACCACCCUCUCAGUUCCUCCUAAAUCCAGGAAGCAGGUCCGGUCCGCCCCACCUCCUGGUUUACUGCAGACAAGGAGGACAGGUGUGGACCUCCUGGAUGACCCUGUUGUGGGCGUCAUCAAGUCCCUGAACAGGUUCAGUCUGAUCCAGGAUGACAGAAGACCAGCUGCUGGUGUGUCUGUGUUGCAGCUCCUUCAGCUCCACCCUGAACUCUGUGUUGUGGAGAACCAAUGACGUCAUCCUGCAGGUUGCUGAGGACUUCUACCAGCAUUGUGGUCUCAGCAGGUUCCUCCUGCUUCCCGACAGUUUGGACCAAUGGGCUGAGAGCAUGCAGCAAAGGCUGCUGGGAUACCAGGAACAAACCAGAACGUUUCUGUGCACCAGCAGAGAGGAGUUGGAGACACAGCGGUCUCUGACGGAGAGUCUGCUGCUUUCAUUACCUGAAGUUUUGAUUAGUAACCAUGAGCAACGACAUGGGGAGGAGCUUAUUGAGGAGAUGGGCAGAGUUCGAGUGAAGCUGGAGGAGACGCUGGCAGCCAGCGAGGAGGACAAGAUGUCCACAACAUUCACAACAUCGUGUGAACAUCCAUCAGCUGCGAGUGUCUCUCAGAGACGACGAUCUUCAGAAUGUGAACAUCAGAGAGGAGCUCAGACAGCAGCAGCUGCAAAGCUCCAUCUGCUCUUUACACCUGGAACUACAGGUGUGUGUGAGAGUCAGAGGGGAGGAGUUUGUGACAUCACUGUCCCGUCUGACAGAGCAGCUGUUCUCUCAGCUGGAGGAGCUGCUCACAUUUGAAGAAACAGAGGCAGAGCAGCACUCUGACAUCAACACCGUCACCACAGAGACGGAGGCUGAAACAGGAAACAGCAGGCAACACCUGAUCUCUGACCUGUUACUGACCUGGUCUGGUAUCCCGUACCUGUCCCCCACCAACAGUAACGAUGACCCAUCAUCCAGUUUUACUACGCCAACAACAGCAUCCAUCACCACAACCAGGUGCACCCUGGGACAUCAGGCUGUCAUUGAGCAGAGAGACGCUGCUGUGAAGAGGUUCGAGCAGCUGUUCAGGUCGGAGUCGUCACGUUCAGACGACGACCAACGAGGAAGACUGAGUGAACUACAGAACUGGAACACACACUGGAGACAGCAGAUACACACUCUGAAACACACACACACACACGUAGGCUGAAGUGUGAUACCAGCAGCUGAUUGGCUGUUUGCUGUGCAACCUGUGUUGAUGUCUGUUAAUAAACCACAGAAGAAGAA